Molecule: messenger RNA, 435 nt
Organism: Protopolystoma xenopodis
Lineage: Eukaryota; Metazoa; Platyhelminthes; Monogenea; Polystomatidea; Polystomatidae
Source: the annotation of a GenBank genome assembly
AUCUCUACUGCCUCUACUUCUAGUCAAGUCACCGGAUCUAUUUCCAGCUCAUCCGUUGUGUCUCCCCCCCCAAGCCUCUUUAAUGUCCCUUUGUUGCAACGCAUCUGUUUCGGCAUGCUCUGUGGACUGCAUGCAAAUGGCCAAAAUGCCGAAACCAACCUGAUUAGGCUGCUUGGUGUUGGAGUGCGUCUUUUCGCCGCAGCUGGCCCUUUUGUUACUCGGAUCCACUUAGCUCCACUUCUGAUCUCUGCUAUUGCUAGUUCAACGGCUGUGGAUCAGGAGGGUGCCCAUUCUGGCAAACCAGAGAAACUUGAUCUAGAUGGAACUGAGACGACAACUCACCAGGACGCUGUAGAGGUGCGGAACUCUUUUAUAUGGCCCCAUACUUAUUUUCCUUAUUUUAGAGCUUAUUUUCACAAUUAUAGGCUCGGCUAA